This is a messenger RNA of Miscanthus lutarioriparius, 1212 nucleotides long. The record is from the annotation of a GenBank genome assembly. NCBI's taxonomy places the organism in Eukaryota, Viridiplantae, Streptophyta, Magnoliopsida, Poales, Poaceae.
AUGUCGUCGAAUCCAGACGAACCUAGGAGUCAUGCUUGGACAGGCUGUUUACUGAACAAUGAAUCUGAGGUUCAGCAGUCCUGGGAUGAAAACGAUGUUUUUGAGGCUGAUGCUGGAAGUGAGCCUCCAGGUCCCGGAGAAAAAUUCUUCUGGAACUUUCCAUACCCUUACAUGAAUGGCUUGUUGCAUCUCGGCUUUGCCUUCUCGUUGUCCAAGCUUGAGUUCGGUGUUGCAUACCACAGGCUCUGUGGCUCCAAUGCAAUUUUGUCCUUUGCUUUCCACUGCACUGGAAUGCCCAUCAAGGCCUCAGCUGAUAAGCUUGCCAGGGAGAUCCAACAAUUUGGAAAUCCCCCGGUAGUGGCGCAAAACGGCAGGAGGGUUCUAGUGCUGCAGUGGCAGAUGCUGUCCAGGCUGAUGCUAUUGUGCCAGAUAAAUUUAAGAGCAAGAAGUCCAAUUGCUCCAAAGGCUGGCGCACAUAAGUAUCAGUGGGAGCAAGGGCUGCUCUUAAUCUUGCAUACCAACCAGGUUGUUGUUCCAAGUGAUUCACCUAAUGAUUUCAUGGCACUUCAAGAUUUAAUCACAAAGCCAGAGUCUCUUUCUGAUUCAACCCUAUACAUGGCUUAUUACACAGUUGUGCAUCUUUUUGCAAAAUGGCAACAUGUAUGGAAAGAAAUGUCUUCAAUAAGGCCAGAAGAAAUUACAGAUGAAGUCUGGGAUUUUGUGUUUUGUGAUGGCCCAGCUCCAAAAAGUGACAUCCCUCCAGCUCUGUUGAGCAAAAUGAAGCAAGAAUUUCAGUAUUGGUAUCCAUUUGAUAUUCAGCACUUCAAGAUUUGCCCUCGCUGUGAUGGUAUGGAUGAUGCAAACUUUGUCACUGAAACUGCAAAUUCUGCUGUUAUGAGGCUGACAAAAGAAAUUUCAUGGAUGGAAGAGGUUACAGCUGCUGAAUCUGAAUUGAGAACUGGACCGCCCACUACAUAUGCUGACCAUGUGUUUGCAAAUGAGAUGGGCAUUGCAAUCAAAGAAACUGAGAAGAGCUACAAUGCUUUCAUGUUCAGAGACGCCCUGAAAUCUGGGUUUUAUGACCAAUUGGCUAGAGAUUACAGGCUCUCGUGUGGCGCAGCAGGCAUGAACCUUGAUCUGCUGUGGCAGUUUAUGGAUGUCCAGACUCCAGACCAGGCUCAUCACCCCCAUUUGCCCACACUAAGCUGCUGA